Molecule: messenger RNA, 483 nt
Organism: Henningerozyma blattae CBS 6284
Lineage: Eukaryota; Fungi; Ascomycota; Saccharomycetes; Saccharomycetales; Saccharomycetaceae
Gene: TCA17
Product: Tca17p
Exons: 1
Coding region: 1-483 (160 amino acids)
Biological process (GO): endoplasmic reticulum to Golgi vesicle-mediated transport
Source: RefSeq, a predicted model, not a curated record
AUGCAAGAUGAUUAUAAGCCAUGUUUCGUUUCUUUCAUUGACGCAAAUAAUAAGCCAAUUUUAGUCCAUGUAACUGCAAAAUAUAGGGAUAACAUAGACAAUCUGUUAAAAUUCAAUGUACUUUCUAAUAUGUCCUUAGACUAUUUUGAAAGCCAAUUAUUUGAAUGGUCCUCAUUAUCAAAAAAUAGAGAACUCAAAACUUUAUUUAAUAUUGAUGGUUCAAAAGUGUAUGGUAUGUUAAUUAAGCAAACAGGAUUGAAGAUUAUAAUUGGAUUUAAUCAAAACAUAAUAGAUGAUGAAGUCAAAAUUAUCGAAGUUUUUGAACUUAUUCGUAAAAUUUAUGUGAAAACUAAAUGCAACCCAUUUUUAAAUAUUGAUUUAAAUGGUAAUCUAAGUAAUAUAAGUAAUGACGACGAUGAUAACGGAAAGAAUCACAACUUAGCACAAUUGUUAGAUGAUAGGUUAUCCAAAGAAUUGUCUUAA